UGCAAGCUGGAGCUGGUGGUGGGCUCCCCGGCGUCCUGCAUGGAGCUGGAGCUGUUCGGCGCCGAGGACGAGCCCCUGGGGACGCUGGACUGUGACGAGGCCCUGCUGGGCUCCUACCCCGUCACCGACGGCUGCCGCGUGCACGUGACGGACCGGAGCGGGGCCCGCGCCGGGCAGUUCGAGGACGUGUCACAGGUGGCCAAGUACGAGAUGGCCGAGAGCGACUACGACAAGAGGACAGAGUCGGUGCGCUCGUUCCUGCGGCAGCGCUCGUGGGGCCGCUGGGACCGGGAGCGGGAGCAGGAGCGGCAGCGGCAGCGGGAGCAGCGGCGCGCUCAGGAGGCGGCGGCGGCGGCCGCGCUCCCGCUCGGGGCGCGCUGCGAGGUGCGGGUGCCGGGCCAGCCCUGCCGCAGGGGCUGCAUCGCCUUCGUGGGUGAGACGGAUUUCAAGCCGGGGGUUUGGGUGGGGGUGCGCUACGAUGAACCGCUGGGCAAGCACGACGGAAGCGUGGGCGGCCGCCGUUACUUCGAGUGCCCCCCGAAUUUCGGCGCCUUCGUGCGGCCGCAGCACGUCACGGCCGGGAGCUUCCCGCCCGAGGACGACGGCCUGGACCAGGAGCUCUGAGCGGAAAUCCCGGAAUUAUCCCGGAAUUCCCCAAAAUCCCGGAAUUCCCACCGCUUUUCCCCGCUUUUUUCGGGGAAAAAAUCGCCCAAAAUUCGC
Passer domesticus (house sparrow) is the source of this 720-nucleotide messenger RNA. Its product is annotated as tubulin-folding cofactor B-like. Gene Ontology annotation, molecular function: microtubule plus-end binding. NCBI's taxonomy places the organism in Eukaryota, Metazoa, Chordata, Aves, Passeriformes, Passeridae. Gene Ontology annotation, cellular component: cytoplasm; nucleus; microtubule plus-end. The record is from RefSeq and is a predicted model, not a curated record. Gene Ontology annotation, biological process: cytoplasmic microtubule organization.